This is a messenger RNA of Sapajus apella (tufted capuchin), 1098 nucleotides long. Its product is annotated as melanoma-associated antigen 4-like. Gene Ontology annotation, cellular component: nucleus. The transcript has a single exon. The record is from RefSeq and is a predicted model, not a curated record. Gene Ontology annotation, molecular function: histone deacetylase binding. NCBI's taxonomy places the organism in Eukaryota, Metazoa, Chordata, Mammalia, Primates, Cebidae. Bases 61 to 1017 code for a protein of 318 amino acids. Gene Ontology annotation, biological process: negative regulation of transcription by RNA polymerase II.
UGGGUCUCCAUUGCCCAGCUCCUGCCCGCACUCCCGCCUGCUGCCCUGACCAGAGUCAUCAUGUCCCUUGAGCAGAAGAGUCAGCACUGCAAGCCCGAUGAAGAUCUUGAGGCCCAAGGAGAGGCCCCGUGCCUGGUGGGUGCGCAGGCUCCCGCUACUGAGGAGCAGGAGGCUGCCGCCGCCUCCUCUACUCUGGUCCCAGUCACGCGGGGGGAGGUGCCUGCUACCGGGUCACCAGCUCAUCCCCAGAGUGCUCAGGGAGCCUCCGCCUUUCCCACUACCGCCAACUUCACUCGCUGGAGGCAACCCAAUGAGGGUUCCAGCAGCACCAGCCGAGAAGAGGAGGGGCCAAGCACCUCUCCUGACCCAGAGUCUGCGUUCCGAGCGGCACUCAGUAAGAAGGUGGAUGAGCUGGCUCAUUUUCUGCUCCUGAAGUAUCGAGCCAAGGAGCCGGUCACAGAGGCAGAAAUGCUGGAGAAGGUCAUCAAAAAUUACAAGCACUGCUUUCCUGUCAUCUUUGGCAAAGCCUCCGAGUCCCUGAAGAUGAUCUUUGGCAUCGAUGUGAAGGAAUUGGACCCCACCGACCAGUCCUAUAUCCUUGUCACCUGCCUGGGCCUCUCCUACGACGGCCUCGGGGGUGAUAAUCAGAUCUUGCCCAAGACAGGCCUCCUGAUACUCGUGCUGGGCACGAUCGCAAUGGAGGGCGACAGCGCCCCUGAGGAGGAAAUCUGGGAGGAGCUGAGUGUGAUGGAGGUGUAUGAUGGGAAGGAGCACAGUGUCUAUGGGGAGCCCAGGAAGCUGCUCACCCAAGACUGGGUGCAGGAAAAGUACCUGGAGUACCGGCAGGUGCCCGGCAGUGAUCCCGCACGCUAUGAGUUCCUGUGGGGCCCAAGGGCCCUUGCUGAAACCAGCUACGUGAGGGUCCUGGAGCAUGUUGUCAAGGUCAAUGCGCGAGUUCGUAUUCCCUACCCAUCCCUGCGUGAUGCAGCUUUGAGAGAGGAGGAAGAGGGGGUCUGAGGAUGAGUUGCAGCCAGGGCCGGGGGAAGGGGGCUGGGCCAGUUCACCUUCCAGGGCCCUGUCCAGCAGCUUCCCCUGCCU